This is a messenger RNA of Castor canadensis (American beaver), 1156 nucleotides long. It is a transcript of the gene Tex22, whose product is annotated as testis expressed 22. Lineage: Eukaryota; Metazoa; Chordata; Mammalia; Rodentia; Castoridae. The record is from RefSeq and is a predicted model, not a curated record.
AGUUAUGGAGCAAGGCUUCGGACCUCGGGGUGUCCGCUCCGGCCCCCGACCAGUUGAGCUCGACUUGCCCCCACUGAGUAGACCUCACUGACACCGCCCCUGUCGUCCCGUCCCGCUCCCUCCAUCGAGCCCGACCCCUCCCUUUCACCCCGCUGAGCCCAGCCCUCUCACACCUGGACUUCACUAUGCCCUCCCUGAUCCUCUGGAUUCCCUUCCCACCUCGAGUCCUCCUGCCACCACCCACCCUGCCCCUCAGCUGGCCCCUGCUCCGCAGUGCCAGAGAGGGUGGGACCUGGGCUUUGGGUGUGGCGUAGGCGUAGAGGUGAGGUCACAGGAGGGGCGGAGGGCAGGUGCUCCGCAGCGCGCGUUGUCCGCAGGCUGGCCAGGCUGGGAACCGGGGGAGGCUGCAGAAGGCUGACCAGGCGGCGAGGCGGUGAGGGCACUGGCGGGCAGAGAAAGGCGGCGUGCUAGGGGUGCUGAUGACGGCAGUGGCCGCAGGGCUGGGGGAGCAUGGCACCCAGAGGGGCCAGCCGUUGGGCAAGGGUCUGGUCAGCGCCUGGAAAGUGGCCCUAUCAGAGGCUGACAUCUGCCUGAGAAGUCCUGAGAUCUGUGGCCCCCACCCAAUCCUGCUCCUUCCCCCAGAGCUCCAGAGGUGCAGACCCUCUGCCUGUUGGGGGUAGAGAUGGACAGCAGGCAGCUGAGUCCCCUGAGAAGGCCGCCCCAAUCUCAGCUCGUCCAAGAGCACAGGCAGCCGUCUCCCCCAAGCAGCCCGUCCGCAGCCUGGGGCCAGCCAGACACCCGAAACAGCCCUCAGGAGGAACAGCAGACACAGGACUGGGUGUGCGAGCCGCCGGAGCGCAGGCGCUCAGGCCGGCACUGGAGCUUCAGCAUCGAUGAGCGCCGGCGGCUAGCCAUGCUGGGCGCCCGGGAAAGGCAGGACGCAGAUGGGACCCCUUCCCAGAGCAGGGACAUCACGCAAAUCGUGGCUGAGCUGGUGUCUGAGGACGUGGACAAGGACGUGCUCCUCCCCCACCUUCCGAGAUCCGCCGCGACUUCCACGAGUUCCACCACCUUCCACCGCUUCCUGGCCCGGGGCGCGCCCUUAUGGCAGAACUCGACCUUUGAGACCCAGACCUCGAGGUCACCCCCUUCCUAA